Pan troglodytes (chimpanzee) is the source of this 1295-nucleotide messenger RNA. Its product is annotated as collagen alpha-1(XXIII) chain. NCBI's taxonomy places the organism in Eukaryota, Metazoa, Chordata, Mammalia, Primates, Hominidae. Bases 1 to 942 code for a protein of 313 amino acids. The transcript is spliced from 3 exons. The record is from RefSeq and is a predicted model, not a curated record.
AUGGCCACGGGGGAGGGAGAGGACGUGGGCUGUGGCUUUAGGUUUGGCGGCCAGGGAUGGGGAGGGAAGAGGGGUGGACGCCAGGGAGGUGGUUGGAGCCUCAGGAUCCGAGAAGGGCCUGGACGCGGUGGGACGGGCCAGGGCAGGGGACGCGGAGAGGUGGGGACAGGUGGUGGCUCUCCUGGCAGUAGGGCGCAAGGCAGUCCAGGGCAGGAGGCAGGGGACGCGGUGCGCCGGGCCCUCACCGCUGCUGAGCGUGGACUCGCAGUGCCAGAUGUCCAAGCUGGCGGGUUUCCGGCAGGACUCCCACAACGACAGGUAGUACUGGUGGUCAGCUGUGACCCAGGCCGGGCUCAGCACCGCCCCCAGAUCCAGAUACAGCGUCAGGAAGAUGCACAACAGCCCGACCAGCUUCAAGGGGAGUCAACACCGACACGCGCACCUCCUCCAUGCCGCUGCCCGCCGAGGACGCCAGGCGGGUCCGGGGAGCUAGGAGCCCGACCUCCCGAGGGGAGAAGCCACCGAGCCCCCACGCACUGGGACUCGCUCCCUCGGGGCUCUGCGCGCCCCCUGCCGCGCGACCAAGGUGGGUCUGCGGAGGCCGCCGGCCGGGUGGGGGUCGUCGGCAGCCGCAGCGACGUCGAUUCCACCCCUGACCUUCGCCGCCGGCCCCGCGCCCGCUCCGCCCCGCUCGACCGGGCUCGCUCCGUCCCGGCCCCUCCCCAGGCUGCGGGAGGUGGUGCCGAACAGGGAGGGGCGGAGGGCCAGCACCCGGUGACUUCGGCUCCUGCUCCCAGGGCCCGAGGCGCGCGCGGAUCCCGCCCCUACCGCGGCCCUGGCCCGCGGAGGGAGCCCGGUGCCAGCCCGCGCCCCCGACUGGCGGCGCGCGGCAGUUCCUUGAAGACGCUAGGUACCCAGCCGCGCUGGCUCCAAGUCACCUAGCUUUCUCCUCCUUGCCCCGUCAGGAGCAUUUCCGUUUUCAUUGUAUUAAUUUUAGGUGAGCAGCAAGAUGUUUUGAUGUACAUAUCCAUAGUGAAAUAAUUACCACAGAUCUAUGGAGAAGUGAACCCAGAGAAUUUGCACUGACACCCAUGGACGGAAGCAUCAAACAUGGAGAGCCCGUGUUGAGAUGGUGGAACUACAAGACGAAAGCAGCCUGAAUCUCUGGUUCAACUGAUAGCAGAGAGCCUAUGCUAACCCAUGUCUGUUUUUUUGUGUGCAAAAUAAAUAAAUAUUUAUUGUUAUAAGCCAUUCAGAUUUCAAAUUUUCUCUGUUUCAUCAGCUAGGAGAAACUA